UAGGAAAGGGGGUAAAUACAUAUGCACGCACCACUUUUCCAUUUUUUUUCCCACAAUUUUUUCAAAGAAGUAAUUUUUUAAAUUUCACCUCACCAAUUUGGACAUAUUUGUGUAUGUCCAUUAAAUGAAAUCCAAAUAAAAAAUCAAGUUAAAUUACAGGUUGUAAUGCAACAAAAUAGGAAAAACUCGUAGGGGUGAAUACUUUUGUAAGGCACUGUAAUUCUGUACUCCUUACCGCACUUGCCAAAUAUCACAACUCAAAAUUAAACAGGUCAUGCAAUAUGCAUAUUCUGGACUAUUUUCAAUAAUGUUGACUACUAUGUCUUCUUCUCCAUAGCAUCUAUGGAUGGCCAUCUUCAAGACUCUUGCUCAAACAAUAUGGUCUCAAUAAGCCAAUUAUUCUUUUCCAUACUUUACAGAUUAGCUUGACUCAUACCCCUUAGCAUGUGUGCCGAAUUUCAUCACUCUGACAGAUCUAUAUAAACAUAUGCCGGUUUUAGUGCCACCGUGUGGUGGAUCUGAAUGACAGUGUUUGGAACAUGUGUACCUACAAUACAAAUAUCUGUAUCUGAUUUAUUUGCAUUAAUGUGCCAGACCAUGCCCAUAUGAAUGUUUUUUGACAUACUAGCCUUGGAAAAUUUGCGCUGAGAGACCUUGGUCCAUAGAUGCCAUAUGUCAAUGUUCACCAAGAUUGUCCCAGUGGUUCCAAAGGAGAUGUCAUUUAAGUGUUUUUCACAAAUUUCAAAAUCGUGGAAAAUCCAUCAUGGCAGACUUUAUGGGUCCUCGAGGCAAAUUUGUUGGCAAGACAGCACAAAUAGAUCUGGGACCAGGCUAGUUGUAGGCUUUAAACAGUACCGCUCAUUAUCCUGUCCUGUUAUUAUUUUGUGUAUGCCUUUCAUCUACAAUCUCCUGCUAGUACAAUGGUCUAUUCCCCUCUGUUGUCCUCUGGAGAGGGGUGAGAUAAAACCGUGUUUGUCUUCUGUUCUCUGAGCUUGCCCGGGGCCAUGGCGUUGAGGUAAAAUGAAAUGAAGCUUUGUUUAAGAUAAGACAGACUGAUGAAACCCGAGCUGUCUCUGGCUGCUCCCCAGUCCCGACUGAUCCACUGCCACUGCCACUGCCACUGUCCCUGCCAGCUUCUCUUCCUCUCUCACUCUUUCUCUCUCUGGAUAGGUCUAUUCAGGGUAGUAGUAGAGCCUACACCAUAUUGCUUAGGUUUACAGAGCUACAGUCUUAAAAGGGUAGGGCCAAGAGGAAGGGGUAGGGAAUGAACUGAGACUCUUUCUUUCUUUCACACACACAAACACUCUGUCUCUCCCAGUCUAACAAGUGUUCCACAGCUGUGAGUGAAAAGGUAGCAACAUUUCUGGCAGUUGUUUUCCUUUAUUGUAAGUGGCAGCAGCUGUAUUUCUAAGCUGAUCACUUCUUGAGAAGUUGUGGACAUCAGAACCAGUUGGCAUAUUAACCUCUCUGGGAUAUUUGGGAUGCAAGCGUCCCACCUCAACAACAGCCAGUGAAAGUGCAGGAUUCAAAACAACAGAAAAAUUCAAAACAACAGCGCCAAAUUCUAAACAGAAAUCCCAUAAUGAAAAUUCUUCAAACAUACAAGUAUUUCACACCAUUUUAAACAUAAACUUGUAAAUCCAGCCACAGUGUCCGAUUUCAAAAAGGCUUUACGACGAAAGCACACCAAAUGAUUGUUAGGUCAAAGAAAAACACAGCCAUUUUUCCAGCCAUAGAGAGGAGUCACAAAAAGCAGAAAUAGAAAUAAAAUUAAUCACUAACCUUUGAUGAUCAUCAUCAGAUGACACUCAUAGGACUUCAUGUUACACAAUACAUGUAUGAUUUGUGCGAUAAAGUUCAUAUUUAUAUAAAAAAAAAUCUCAGUUUACAUUGGCGCCAUACGUUCAGUAAUGUUUUCCUUCCAAAACAUCCAGUGAUUUUGAAGAGAGCCACAUCAAUUUACAGAAAUACUCAUCAUAAAUGUUGAUGAAAAUACAAGUGUUAUGCAUGGAACUUUAGAUAAACUUAUCCUUAAUGCAACCGCUGUGUCAGAUUUCAAAAAAGCUUUACCGAAAAUGCACACCAUGCAAUAAUCUGAGUACAGCGCUCAGACAACAAAACAAGCCAUACAGAUAUCCCCAAUAUUGUGGAGACAACAGAAGUCAGAAAUAGCAUUAUAAAUAUUCACUUACCUUUGAUGAUCUUCAUCAGAAUGCACUCCCAGGAAUCCCAGUUCCACAAUAAAUGUUUGAUUUGUUCGAUAAAGUCCACCAUUUAUGUCCAAAUACCUCCUUUUUGUUCGAGCGUUUAGUACACAAUUCAAACUCACGACCCGCGGGCAAGUCCAGGCAAAAGUUCAGAUGAAAAGUCAUAUUACAGUUCGUAGAAACAUGUCAAACGAAGUAUAGAAUCAAUCUUUAGGAUGUUUUUAACAUAAAUCUUCAAUAAUGUUUCAACCCGGAGAAUUCCUUUGUCUGUAGAAAUGCGAUAGAAAGCAGGUCGCUCUCACGUGAGCGUGCGGGAUCAGCUCAUGCCACUCUGGCAGACCCAUGACUCAUUCAGCUCUCAUUCUCCCCUCCUUCACAGUAGAAGCAUCAAACAAGGUUCUAUAGACACUGUGUAUUCGAUAGUCAAUGAAUUGAAAAACCACAAACCUCAGAUUUCCCACUUCCUGGUUGGAUUUUUUCUCAAGUUAUUGCCUGCCACAUGAGUUUAGCAAUACUCACAUACAUCAUUCAAACAGUUUUAUAAACUUCAGAGUGUUUCUAUCCAAAUCUACUAAUUAUAUGCAUAUUCUAGAUUAUAGGACUGAGUAGCAGGCAGUUUACUCUGGGCACCUUUUUAUCCAAGCUACUCAAUACUGCCCCCCAGUCCCAAAGAAGUUAACAGUUAGUGGAGUUUGGUUGAGAGAUUUUAGGAGCAGCUGAUGGAGAUGGAAUGAGAAAGAGUUGUGAUUAGGCUACUACACAAUCUCUGAUGCCCCUCUGGGAAGAAGCUGGGUUCCCCUCGCUCUCUGCAUUCCCUGGCACGGACAGACACCUUUCAUUGGGUGCCAGGCUCAUAAUUUCAGUAAUUAACCUGCACAUGCUUAGCAAAAUAAGGGAUGCUUUUUUUACAGCUCCGGUGUGGCCAGAGCUGUCUGGUCUCGCUCCCAGGGCAAACUUUUGCAAGGGACCACACAAUACUGUCUAUGCUGUCAGGUACUGGCUGAACUGCAGCAAGCUACACAGUGCUAGCCAGUCAGACAGGCAGCAUCCAGUUCCCGCCAUCUGCCAAGUAUCCCAAAUUGGACUCCCUCCGGUAGUCUCGGGGCCAGUAACAACUGUAAUUGCACGGAAUGUGUGCUUUUCCUGAGGUAACUGUGUUAUUCCAAGCCGGGAUAGUUUAUUCCUUUUUAUUGUAACGGAAAAUGGGAAUUGGUGGGAAAGUCAUUCCAAGUCAACGUUUGACUGUUUAGCUUUAAAACAAUGUCUUUAUUUCAUUAACUAAUAUGUGGCAUGCCUGAUUAUUAUUCCAAUCAUGGUUAAAUAGGCUAAUUAUGUUUGAAGAGUUAUGCUGAAUAUUAUCCUAAAGUGUAGAAGUACUGAGCCUAAAUGGUAGUCUAACUAAUGACAGGUGUGUUGCCUUUCACUUGUCUCUGUUGCAGCUUUCUUUUGUAUCUCAUACAGUUGAUGGUCUGAAUGUCACUCAUUGUUACUUGUCAGUAUAAAUUAUUACAAUCAUACCAAAUUAAACAUAUACUGCAUGCCUUUUCAACAACAGCAAAUACUUGAGUUCAAUAUUCAACAUUGCAGCAUUUCUACCCAAAUGUACAUCUCAUGCCCAAAUCAUCCCAAAGGCUGUCACGACUUCCGCCGAAGUUGGUCCCUCCCCUUGUUCAGGCGUCGUUGGGCGCUCGACAUCACCGGCCUUCUAGCCACUGCCGAUCCACUUUUAAUUUUCCAUUCGUUUUGUCUUAGUCUUACACACCUGGUUUCACUCACCCAAUUACCUGUUUAUUAUUUAACUCUCUGUUCACCAUGUUUGUUUGUGAGUGAUUGUUUUUUGUAAAUCGGUCCGUUAUUGUGAGCUUGUAUAUUUGCCUUGUAUUUUUGUAUUUUGAGUAAAGUAUGUUAAUUACUAAUUUCUGCUGUCCUGCGCCUGACUCUCUACACCAGCUACACACAGGACCCUAUUACAAAGGCUGUGUUUACACAGGCAGGCCAAUUCUGAUAUGUUUUCCACUAAUUGGUCUUUUGACCAAUCAGUUCAGAUCUUUUACCAAUAAUUGUGCACAAUAUCAGAAUUGGGAUGCCUGUGUAAACGUUGCCUAGUGUCUGAAAGUUAUUGUGAAUGAAGAUACUUUGUGUAGAUAAUUUAGUCUAUAACAUCCUAAUUUGGGGAUAUGGACUUUUUGGGCAAGCAUGGUAAGGUUAGUAUUUAGUGACAACAGCCAGGUAAAUUAAACCAAAGUAUGAAUCGUUGUCUCGCCUAGUCCAAAGAAUGCUUAUUUUUUAAAUAUGUUUUAUUGUCACAUACACCGGAUAGGUGCAGUGAAAUGUGCUGUUUUACAGGGUCAGCCAUAGGCCUCACAAGUUGUCAACUGGCAGCUUCAUUAAAUAGUACCUGCAAAACACCAGUCUCAAUGUCAACAGUGAAGAAGUGACUCUGGGAUGCUGGUCUUCUAGGCCAAAGUUCCUCUGUCCAGUGUCCAUGUUCUUUUGCCCAUCUUAAUAUUUUCUUUUAAUUGACCAGUCUGAGAUAUGGCUUUUUCUUUGCAACUCUCCCUAGAAGGCCAGCAUCCCGGAGUCUUCCCUGUUGACGUUGAAACUGGUGUUUUGCGUGUACUAUUUAAUGAAGCUGCCAGUUGAGGACUUGUGAGGUGUCUGUUUCUCUAACUAGACACUCUAAUGUACUUGUCCUCUUGGUCAGUUGUGCCCCGGGGCCUCCCACUCCUCUUUCUAUUCUGGUUAGAGCCAGUUUGCGCUGUUCUGUGAAUGGAGUAUUACACAGCAUUGUACGAGAUCUUCAGUGUCUUGGCAAUUUCUUGCAUGGAAUAGCCUUAAUUUCUCAGAACAAGAAUAGACUGUCCAUUUUGAGUCUGUAAUCGAACCCACAAAUGCUGAUGCUCCAGAUACUCAACUAGACUGAAGAAGGCCAGUUUUAUUGCUUCUUUAAUCACACAACAGUUUUCAGCUGUGCUAACAUAAUUGCAAAAGUGUUUUUUUCAAAUGAUCAAUUAGCCUUUUAAAAUGAUUAACUUGGAUUAGCUAACACAAUGUGCCAUUGGAACAUAGGAGUGAUGGUUGCUGAUAAUGGGCCUCUGUACGCCUAUGUAGAUAUUCCAUUAAAAAUAAACCGUUUCCAGCUACAAUAGUCAUUUACAAGAUUAACAAUGUCUACACUGUAUUUCAGAUCAAUUUGAUGUUAUUUUAAUGGACAAAAAGUUGCUUUUUAAAAAACAAGGACCCCAAAUUUUUGAACAGUAGUGUAUAUAGUUUUUUUGCAAAUGUAUAAAUAUGUAAUUAUAGGGAAUUGUGUGUAGAUUGCUGAAAAAAAAGUUAUUAUUUAAUCCAUUUUAGAAUAAGGCUGUAGAGUAACAAUAUGUGGAAAAAGUCAAGGGGUCUGAAUACCUUCCGAAGGCACUGUAUGUAGCCUCAGCUUGUUUUUAUUACGCAGGGUUUUCUGUUAUACUGGGUGAAGCCCAAAUGUAUAGUUCUCCAUAAAUAUUAAAUUACUAACUGCUUUUGACACAUUUUGCUCAUCUUUUCCCGAUGGCUACCACAUGUGAGUCCUCGGUGGAUGGCUUGCCAUACUUCCAGUUAACAAAAGCCACUUGGCAUAUAGGCUUGGAACACAAGGCCUUUUUGUUUUAUCAAAAAGCUUUACCCCUCCAUUUUGAGUUGAUGUUUUCUCUCAAAGACGCUGUUGGGUGAAAUGGAAAGUGUUGUAAGUCAUAUAACGGUGUCUAAAUGUCACCGUAUAAGACUUCUAGAUUGGGUACUCUGUGAAUGUAAUGUUUUGGAAACAGGCGGUAGUAGUGAUUGAGAUGUUAUUUUGGUAGCCUUGAUUUUCUCAUAAACAAUUGCAAGCUAGAUACACAAUCCUUAAAGAUGAAUACAAAAAUGUCAGUAACCUUUUCUUUGAAGUUCAUCAUCUCUUACUUUAAUCAUGAUCUACAGUACUAAAUAUGCAUACAUGGCCCUUGACCUCACUAUAUCAGUGCAACCAGUUUGGCUGUAGAUAAAGUCCUGUUGGAGGCUUUAGAAAACUAAUUAUCUUCCCUGUCUAGAGGGACAGCCUCUUUCUUUGAAGAAUGAUUAGCCCAUUACUCACUACCGUACGUUGGCACCAAUGUACUACAGAGGCUCUGCGGCAGCCAUCAUUGUUUACGACAUCACCAAAGAGGUACAGUAUCCCCUCCUGUUUCCCUCUGGUAACAUGGUGUGACAUGACAUUUUGUUUUUUUCCUCAAAUGUUUAAAGGGACAAUGCCACUUUUUUCUAUGUCAUUCCUAUGUCAUCAGGAGUCAUUUGCAAAAUAAAUCAGCUCUCUCCAUCAUUGAGAAACUCAGUUUUUUAAAUAUUUUUUAUGACCCCUGCUGACAUCAUAGGGACAGGUUUUCUUAGGACCUUUUCUUAUAUUUUUGACUACAGAAAAAAUGCUCCAAAUAGAUUGACCUUUGCAAAAACAUAGGUAUCCAUGCACGGCAUACAGCUUGUAUGUCUACUGUAGGCGACUAUGGGAUCCCACUGGUCACUUUGAGUCAAAUAUAGGCAUGUCCAGUAAACAUAUACUGUCCAUACUCAUGUGUUUGCAUGUCCUGUUCACAUCUCCUAUGUUUCACACCUGUUUAAAUCCCACACACGCACACAGUUAUGCGUUGCAUAACAUUAUCUCAAACUAUAAUAUGUAACAAUGUAAGAUGUUUACUAUAUGUAUACUAUAAAGUAGUAAUAACUUUAUAGUAUAUAGUUGCCAUGGCACCCUAGUAGCAGCAUAAGCAGAGAGCUCCUGUACAUUUGUAAAUAUUUUUGUAAUUAAUGAAUUAAGGCUUUGUAUAAUCUUUUUGUUUAAAGAAUGAACAAUUAAUAUAACUAAUUAAUAUCAUCAGAAUCAACCACGGCAUUAAGACUGCAGGUGAAGUUGGCUAUUCAUUUCUUUGUUUUGCUAGCUAGCAAGCAGCUAACAUUAGCUGGCAAUUGUUUUGAUUCGAAUGCAAGCUAGUAUCCAGAGGUUGAGGAUGGAGAGAAGUCCAAAAGCAAGACGGCAGAUCGGUGUGGACUCGUUCCAGGCAUUGAAAAACUGGAUGAAGGAGCUUCGCCAACACGGCCCUCCCAACAUUGUGGUAGCCAUCGCUGGCAACAAGUGUGACCUGUCCGAGGCCAGGGAGGUCUUGGAGAAGGAUGCCAAGGACUACGCAGACUCCAUCCAUACCAUCUUUGUGGAGACCAGUGCCAAGAACACCAUUAACAUCCAUGAGGUCUUUAUAGAGAUAAGUCAACAGAUCACUGUCCUAGAUGCAGGAGGAGGGGCUGCAGGGAAGGGCUUCAAACUGCACCGCUAGCCCUCAGAGACCCAGACCUGCUGCUGAUGCUGCCAGUGAACCCUGAUCUUAGUCCCACCCUGACUCUUGACCCCUGACGCAAUGACCUUUCUCUGCUUGCAGCCUCCAUAGUCCCUCCAACAGAAUACCACUCCUCCAUCGGGGACCACUGACUCCUACCGCCAUUGCCUCCUCCAUCUAAUACUCCACUCUAAAGAGCAAGCCUAUUGCAAUUCACUGGGAUAUUGCUUCGGCUUGGAUUUUGUGAAGCUGUCGGUUUGUUUUCUGUCUCCCUAUCCAGACCCCAGAAGGUUCAACCAAAGUUCACAGCCUUUAGUAUUUUGCCUUUAGGUUCCUCAAGAAGGUCAAUGGAAGUAUCACCCGCUCUCUUGCUGUGUUCACUUCGUCCUAUUCCUAUAUAGUGCACUAAUUUUGACCAGGGCCCAAAAGUAGUGCACUAUAUAGGGAAAGAGGGUGCCAUUUGAGAUGUAUCCUCAAAGGUUUUCAGCGUAAUAUGUCUUAAUCUGGCAGUCCAAAGCCACAGCAAUUGCUAUGAUUGCCCAAGUUAAGUGUUCCCUCCCUGCCUGUCUUUUAUAGGUCUUGUAAUAGUUCUGAAAAGAAGAAGAACGUUAACACAGAUAUAAUUUCUGUUUCGAUCUCGUAAACCUCUACACGGGUCCUGGCAUCAUCGGGUUUACAGCAUGCUGUGAUUCUUUUCUUGCAAUGGCUACAGGGUCUAUUUUGUAACCGUAGACAAUAUGGGGGUUAUUUUUAACAUACCUUUACAUUUUCAGUUUCUUCUUAAAAAAUGGCUAGGUAGGCCUGUAUAGAUGUACUUUCUCCACCUCUAAAUGGACUAAUACCAAUCUCUUACUAAAUCAACUAGAGUAAGUCACACUAAGUAUUUAUUUUUAUUUUUUUACACUUAUUUUACCAGGUAAGUUGACUGAACACAUUCUCAUUUACAGCAACAACCUGGGGAAUAGUUACAGGGUAGAGGAGGGGGGAUGAAUGAGCCAAUUGUAAGCUGGAGAUGAUUAGGUAACCGUGAGGGCGAGAUUGGGAAUUUAGCCAGGACACCAGGGUUAACACCCCUACUCUUACAAUAAGUGCCAUGGGAUCUUUAGUGAUCACAGAGUCAGGACACCCGCUUAAUGUCCAAAAGACGGAACCCUACACAGGGCAAUGUCCCCAAACACUGCCUUGGUGCAUUUUUAGACCAGAGAAAAGGGUACCUCUUACUGGCCCUCCAACACCACUUCCAGCAACAUCUGGUCUCCCAUCCAGGGACUGACCAGGACCAACCCUGCUUAGCUUCAGAAGCAAGCCAGCAGUGGGAUGCAGGGUGGUAUGCUGCUGGCCUAAGUAACAACAGUUUCAUUAAUCUGGAGCGUACCAAUUUGUUUUUUUACAGAGUGCCACUUCAGUCUGAAAAUAUUAACACCUGUAUGGAUCUAUCUAAUCAUUGUGAUCCAGAUUGAUGAGUCAGAAGUGCAUGAUAGGAAAUGUAUUUGUGUAGUCUGACCUAUAAUGGCCCUCACACAGUGCUUUGCAGCAUAGGGCCAACUAAGGCAGGUGUUUACCAAACCUUUUGAUACUGCAGUAAUGAAAAUCCCCAAUGGGAGUAAUGUUUCUUUUACAUUUAUUUUGUGUUUUGUUCCUCUGUUACAAUUUUUUAUUCAUCAAUAUCGUUGUCACUUUCUUUCCAUCUGUUUUAGCCUCAACACUUUGGAAGGGAAAUUGGUUUUGUGAUGGUAACGCGGCUGGUUGAUUGUUGCCACUGAAAAUGAGAGAACAGUCCUUUUAUGGCUGACCUCUACAUUGAGAGCAGUGAUGUAAUGGUAAACAGUUUUUUUAUGUAAACUCUUAUCGCCAGUCUCGGUGAAAAAAGUUACACUCUCUAUACUUUUAAUGCAUUUUUUCCACAAAAAGUGGGUAAACCGUGUUUACUUGCGUUUACCCUCCAAUACACCACUGAUUGGAAGGCUUUCAUGAUUCGGGCCCUGUGGUCGUUUCUUAAAGGGCCAGCCUGUUUGAGUGCUAACAAGACUGGCAGUCCCUAAGUGUGCGAUAUAACUUCUCAAACUGCUCACAUUUAGACUUUAAUAUUAGAGCAAAUGAGCCACUCACUGGAAUUCUGUAAAUGCAUGGCCCUGGAGUGCUUGGAGAAUACUGCCAGCCUUUUUACAGUAUUCAUUGUGUUUCAAUGUUUCUGAAAAGGCAUUUUAACUGUUUGUGUGAGUUGGCAACUCCGUCCAUCCUUGAUCUCUUGCUGUUUUUCUUUUACAACCGUUUUACAGGAGAGAUUGAUUUUGUGAGGUCCUACCAAUUCUUUAAUUGUCCCAUAAACAUUUUUCUACUUUAUUUUCUCAUUCUUUUACAGAAUAAGCACUGGCUCACACAUCCAAUGUACUUUUACUACCUGGCCUGAGAUUUAAAAAAAAAGGGCCAUAUCUAGAAACUUGUUCUGGGAAGAACUUGACUACACUCGUCGAGCUUAGAUCUUUCUAAAGAAAAGAGAACCAGGCACUGCGUUCAGUUGACAUGCUGACCCGCUAACAAACAGUGCUCUCUUUUCCUCUCUGAAUUCUAUGCUGUACUCUGUAGACCGGUCGCAUUCGUUCCCCUCGCCCCUUCUUUCCGGCUGCCUUUCCUUCCGUCCACUGUGAUGCAAGCAAUUAAGUCAAGCUUGAAUAUGGAGUGGAACUAGAACACCUUGUCCAGAAAUGAAUCAUUGAAAGAACACUAUAAGAAACAUGUUCACUAUGAUGUCUUAAAUUGCUCCUCUGUGUAGCACAUUAAUGUUAAGUCUCGAAUGUUACAGUAGUUCAUGAGCCAUUGCCAUUUGACUGGCAAUUUAGGGAUAACACUUAGCACAGAGUUGUCAAUGGAAUUGUUCCCCUUUCCUUUUGAUUUCCUAUUAGUGGCUUUCCCUCUUGCCAAAAAUACAGAAAUGGGCCACAUUUGUAACUCCAGUUGUAAACUGGCCACUAUGCCUCCCAGUUGUCUGUCCUUUCUCCUAAUGUGUGUAUUUGUUCACUUCCCAUCAUGGAUUUAAUGACUGGUCUGAGAAAUGUGUUGGAAACUCUCUUUGUAUGCAUUGUACACUAAUCUAAUUAAAUUAUUUUAAAUGAGUGUGGAGGAGUAUACAAGUGCACACCGAUAAUAAUAAGUGGACCGAUAAUUGGAAUGCAAGGUGGGUCUCUUGAGGUUAAGUUGUCUUAAUGGCUUGUAUCCUUUCCUUUUUUCUCAACAUGUUUUUUUUAUUGACCAUUAUGCAUGUCAGUGCAAUAAUUGUCUUUAUGGCAAGGGUUACUCAAAUGUGACAAACAAGAAUUCCUAGGGAUCAAGGAGAUUUAUAAUAUGGUUAUAUGUUACAUUUAGGUGUGAUGUGUUGAUUUCUGAUCAUCGAUUCUUCAAAAGGCCUUUAAAAGUUCAAUGUUAAUGAUUUUGUGGCAUUUUAAAAGUGUUCCUCAAUGAUUUCCACUUGAAAUUAUAUCGUAUUUCGCAAGGACAAGGCAUUUUUUCAAAGGGAAAUUUAUUAUAGCUCUGAUACUUCUACAACUGCACUUUCAGAUCAAGUAUUUGUAUUGAUUUGUGCACCGAACGCUAUCCCCUUUCAGGUAUAUUGUUCCUGGUAGCCUAGUGGUUAGAGCGUUGGGCCAGAAACCAAAAGUUUGCUAGAUUGAAUCCCCGAGCUGACAAGGUAAAAAUCUGUUCUGCCCCUUAACAAGGCAGUUAACCCACUGUUCCUAGGCCGUCAUUGUAAAUAAGAAUUUGUUCUUAACUGGCUUGCUUAGUUAAAAAUAUAUAUUUAUAUAUAAAAGUGGAUUAAUUGCCAUUUUUCUGAAGAAAACAUAUCUGAAAAAUACUAACCAGACAAGUCCCAAUACAUCUUGCACUGUUUGAGUGAAUCAACUUAAUUAAUUGUUUUUGUAAUGCCAUUGCAUCACAUGCUGCCUUUGCAUUCCAGCAGUAAUUAUUUUACAGUAUAGCUUUUUAUUUUGCACUCUGUUGUCGAUGGUGGUGCAGCUACUCGGUGCCAUUUAAAAAGUAAUUUUAAUAGCACAUCAUAUCACUAUUUCAUUGCUCACAUUUGUUCUAACGCUUAAUGGUUGGAAAAGUGGGUAUUUGUAAUACAUAAAUAACAAUGCAAUGUCUAAAUUGUACUGAUUAUGUCUGGUAUGUGAUAAAGUUACUGCAUUUGGCAUGUUAUAUGAGGCAUUAUAGUGUUUAGGGGGUAUCAUAGAAAGACCCCCAGUCUUACAUGAAUGUUUUGGAAAAAUACAAAGUCUUGAGCUGGUCCUGGGAAUGUGUUGCUGCCAAAUCUAUGUUUAAAUUGUCUGUUUUUCAAUGUAGAUACCACAAAACAUGGACAGGACAUUGCACAAAAAGCAAUGACUAUUUAGCCUGUAAGAUUGAAUAUAAUUAAUUGUACAUUGUCUGAGAUGCUAGACCUGGCAUAGAUAGACAAAUGCAUGUACACUGAACCAAUAUAUAAACGCAACAUGUAAAGUGUUUUUUUGUGAGCUGAAAUAAAAGAUCCCAGAAAUGUUC
Molecule: messenger RNA, 12082 nt
Organism: Oncorhynchus masou masou (cherry salmon)
Lineage: Eukaryota; Metazoa; Chordata; Actinopteri; Salmoniformes; Salmonidae
Product: ras-related protein Rab-22A-like
Exons: 4
Coding region: 7196-7546 (116 amino acids)
Biological process (GO): vesicle-mediated transport
Molecular function (GO): GTP binding; GTPase activity
Source: RefSeq, a predicted model, not a curated record